AAACUGAAACGAUCGCUGUCUUCCAAGACCAAAAGUUUGCGGAGUAAAAGUGCAGACAACUUUUUCCAGCGGACAAACAGCGACAUGAAGUUGCAAGUCGACUUGUUGUCAGAGAUCAGCCCCAGAGCCGGCCACCUCCCAACCGCAGAAAGUCAGUCAUCGACUCCGACCAAGAUCCAUAACCAACCGGAGGGCAACAAGAUUCAUGUUUUCCAGGAACACAUUUUCAAAAAACCCACUUUCUGUGACAUCUGCAACCAUAUGAUUGUCGGGAUGAAUGCCAAACAUGGACUGCGCUGCAAGGCCUGUAAGCUGAGCAUUCACCACAAAUGCGCAGAGAGCAUCGGACAGCAACGCUGUAUGGGCAAACUGCCAAAGGGUUUUCGGCGUUACUACAGCUCUCCGCUACUCAUCCACGAGCAAUUUGGCUGCAUCAAAGAGGUCAUGCCUAUCGCUUGUGGCAAUAAAGUCGACCCUGUCUAUGAAGCACUUCGCUUUGGAACUUCCUUGGCCCAGAAAACCAAGAAAGGCAGUUCUGGGAGUAGCUCUGAUUCACCAAAGAGGAAUUCUACGUCAGACUUGGCAGAGGUUCCCGAGGAAGGGGAUAGUCCGGGAAGCAUGUGUGAUGUCAUCAGGAAACGCAGCAACAGUGUAUUUACCUACUCGUUAAACGGUACAGCAGAUUUCGGAGAUGAACCGAAGAACAUAAACUCCCUCAUACAGGGAUCUCUUAAUAAAGACACAAUGCAGAUGAAUGCCUAUGUUGCCUUGUACAAAUUUGUACCACAAGAAAAUGAAGAUCUGGAAAUGAGGCCAGGAGACAGGAUCACAAUUCUGGAGGACUCGAAUGAAGACUGGUGGAAGGGCAAAAUAGAAGACCGAAUUGGCUUUUUCCCUGCUAAUUUUGUACAAAGAGUACAUCAAGAUGAAAAGGUCUACAGGUGUAUCCGAACAUUUAUUGGAUGCAAAGAGCAGGGACAGAUGACUUUGAAAGAGAACCAAAUCUGUGUGACUUCAGAGCAGGACCGUGACGGCUUUAUCAAAGUGUGCAGCGGGAAGAAAAAAGGCUUCGUCCCCCUCGACGUCUUAGAAAACAUCUGAUGGUUGCCGACUCGACCGCUGCAGUUGUGACGCUUUGCCGGC
Messenger RNA from Euleptes europaea (tarantolino), 1143 nucleotides. It is a transcript of the gene STAC, whose product is annotated as SH3 and cysteine rich domain. Bases 85 to 1101 code for a protein of 338 amino acids. The record is from RefSeq and is a predicted model, not a curated record. Lineage: Eukaryota; Metazoa; Chordata; Lepidosauria; Squamata; Sphaerodactylidae. The transcript has 10 exons. Gene Ontology annotation, biological process: skeletal muscle contraction; positive regulation of voltage-gated calcium channel activity; positive regulation of protein localization to plasma membrane. Gene Ontology annotation, molecular function: transmembrane transporter binding. Gene Ontology annotation, cellular component: extrinsic component of cytoplasmic side of plasma membrane.